Molecule: messenger RNA, 3276 nt
Organism: Benincasa hispida (wax gourd)
Lineage: Eukaryota; Viridiplantae; Streptophyta; Magnoliopsida; Cucurbitales; Cucurbitaceae
Product: Phototropic-responsive NPH3 family protein
Source: RefSeq, a predicted model, not a curated record
AUUUAUGGUAGUAAUUUUGUCGAUUAGUGAAGUAAAGUAAUGGAUUUUUGACUUGUGAAAAUAAACAAAACCCUUUUACUUUAAUAGGCAAUAUCUUAAAUGAAUCUUCAAUUUAGCUUAGAUACCUUCCAUUUUUCUUCUCUUUUAUAUGGAAGAAUACUUUUUACCACACUAUGCUUGGUGUGGACGUUUUCAGAAUGCUUUCAAUAGAAAAUGGACAAAAAGAACAAAUCAAAAACCUUGUCGAGAAUCUAGCAAAUCAAGAUUGGAGAGAAAAGGAAAAAUUGGUCUUACAACGCGCAUAUUCCACGUAUGACUGUAUUUCCCUUUGAGAGAAGAACCUCAGAGACCUUUCCUUCUGGAAAAGGAACGAGAUAGCUCUCUGUAACAUUCUGUUUAACCCCAUAUGUCUGUGAAAACGCAAUCCUUGUUUUAUUGCUACGUCAGAUUGCGAAUAAUCCAUCGUGGGAAGGCAUUUUCUCUUGUCUUAUAAGUUAUAACAAGGAUACUGGAUUCUAUUCCACCAGGAGCAACAGUAGCUUUUCACUUUUUUGGUGUUACCGUUCUCCUUUUCACUUGUUUAAAGCCUAUAUUCCUUUUUGCAACUUCAAUUCGAUCCUCCUCCUUUUUCCUCUCUUAUCAACUCUUCUUUUUGUAAAUUUUAAAGUUUUGUUUCCUCUGUUUUUGCAAUUGGGCCGACUGGUGUUUGUCGUUUGGUUUUUAAUGCAAUGCUCCUGCAUCAAUAAAGUCAUCGGCCUCCCUCAUUUUUCUCCAUCGUGACUUCUUCCAAGUUGGACGGUUCUGGCCAUUGUCUUUCCAAUUGAUUUGAAUUGAAUUCUUCUUAGUUUCCGCUUUCAUAGAUGGAUUGCUUAAAUCCACAUGUUUUUUUUUUCUUCUUUACUUAAUGUAAGCUAACAUUUCUGUAGAAAAAGGCAAUAUGCGCUGCACACAACCACUAUUUCUCACUCUGGCAUUUAAUUUGCAGUACUUGCCAAUGAAUCUGGUUGGUUUAGAACAGUUUAGAAAAUAUACAAAUCACUCUAUUCAAUUAUUCUAUGUGUUUUGUACUGUAGAGCACAGAUAACUGCAAUAGCAAGCUGUUGUCGGCUGUUCUUUUUUCUUAUACCUCAUUCAGUCAUUGUAGUUGAGAAUUGAAUGUAGCUUUUUAUAUAUGAAAGGAGCUUCAAAGUUAAAUACUGAAGACCGAUGAAAAGAAAAGGCAAUUCUAGAAAUGAAGUUUAUGAAAUUGGGAACGAGGCCUGACUCCUUCUACACAGAAGCAGCUACCAGGACGGUUAUUUCUGAUGUCCCAGGCAAUAUUGUUAUAUGCAUCGACAACUUUAGUUUCCUUCUCCAUAAGUUUCAGCUUCUACCAAAGUGUGGCCUCUUGCAACAUCUCUGCCCUGACUUGGGAGAUUCCAACAUCGCCACUGUUGAACUUCAUGAUGUUCCUGGAGGUGCAGAAGCAUUUGAACUGUGUGCUAAAUUUUGUUAUGGAAUGACUAUUAAUAUUAGUGCCCAUAAUCUCGUACCCGCAUUAUGUGCUGCUAAGUUCCUUCGCAUGACCGAAGCAGUGGAGAAGGGCAAUCUUGUUCUGAAGCUAGAGUCUUUCCUCCACUCGUGCAUCCUUGUUGGCUGGAAGGAUUCCAUUGUCACCCUACAAAGCACCGUAAAGUUACCUGAGUGGUCUGAGAAUAUUGGAAUUGUCAGAAAGUGCAUCGAUUCAAUUGUUGAGAAAAUCUUAACACCACAUUCGAAGGUCUCAUGGUCCUACACUUAUACAAGACCAGGUUACACGAAAAAAAAUAAUCAAAGUGUCCCAAAAGAUUGGUGGACUGAGGAUCUGUCAGAUCUUGACAUUGAAUUGUUCCGCUGUAUAAUUUUGGCGGUUAGAUCUACAUACAUUCUACCACCACAACUUAUUGGAGAAGCCUUGCACGUCUAUGCCUGUCGUUGGCUACCUGAUGCUGCAAAUGUCAAGCCUUCAGAGACUAAGAUUACUCAGAGCAAAGAAGAUUUGGAAAAGAGCCGACAAAUUCUCGAGAAAAUAGUUGGUAUGAUUCCUUCAGAUCGGGGAUCAGUUUCAGUUGGCUUCUUGCUCAGACUCCUUAACAUAGCAAACUAUCUAGCCGUAUCAUCAAUGACCAAAACUGAAAUAAUUCGAAGAUCGAGUCUGCAGUUUGAGGAGGCAAGAGUGAGUGACUUGCUCUUUCCUUCACAGUCAACCUCCAAUACGCACUUCUAUGAUGUCGACUCGGUUGUGGCGGUGUUGGAAUGUCUUCGAGCACUGUGGCGAAGGCAAUACUCUGGGGCUUCUGAAAACAGUCAUUUCUUGAGAUAUAUUAGAAAGGUCGGGAAGCUUGUUGAUUCAUAUCUUCGGGUGGUUGUGAUGGAUAUCAACAUGCCUGUAUCUAAAGUGAUACAACUCGUUGAAGCUCUGCCAGAUAUUGCUCGCCCAAACCAUGACGAUCUUUACAAGGCAAUAAACAUGUAUCUCAAGGAACACCCCGAUUUGAGCAAGGCAGAUAAAAAGCGACUGUGUCGAAUUCUAGACUGCCAAAAGUUAUCGUCUGAAGUCCGAGCCCAUGCUGUAAAGAAUGAGCGAUUACCGUUGAGAACUGUUGUGCAGGUCCUGUUCUUUGAUCAAGAGAAAAGCUCGCAACUUACAAGUUUCACACCCACUGCAAAACAGCUGAUUUCUGUCGAAAAACAGGCGACAAUCACCAGUGACAAUCACGGUAAGCUAAAACCAGAUAUCGACAGUAGCGUCGAUAAAGAAGUAAGAGAAAGAAAGGCCUUCUCUGAAUGCAGUGAGAGAGAUGGACAUAGAACAAAAAGAGCAGAUGUGAAGCUGCCACUUGAGAAGGAAAUGAAAGAUGAUAAAUCAGAACUUGAUGUGAAGUCAGUGAAGAGUUGUAGGACCAGAGAGAUAAGCAAGGAUAGCAAGUCCUUGAGCAAGUCAGAUUCUAAGAAAAUGGUACCAAAGGGAAGCAGAUCAGAUCAUGGUGGUGAACAAAGACAGGCUAAAAGAUGAAGGCAGAUAAUACACAAAAUGAAGAUCGAAUAAGAUCAUUUUUAAUUGCUGUUUGUUUAUUUAUUUUUUAUUCUAGUUUCAUUUCUCUUGUACUGUUCUAGAUCUAAUGCUCAAAAAUAUGUUUUCAUAGCUCUAAUUAGGGAACUCUGUCAAUUGUGGGCAUUUAUAAAAUAUCUAUCAAACAGUAAUAAUAUUUCAUUUCUUGUGUGAAACAGUACACAGACUAUACAAUUCUGUUGAAA